Molecule: messenger RNA, 3637 nt
Organism: Nanorana parkeri
Lineage: Eukaryota; Metazoa; Chordata; Amphibia; Anura; Dicroglossidae
Gene: GANAB
Product: glucosidase II alpha subunit
Exons: 25
Coding region: 25-2892 (955 amino acids)
Biological process (GO): carbohydrate metabolic process; N-glycan processing
Cellular component (GO): glucosidase II complex
Molecular function (GO): carbohydrate binding; glucan 1,3-alpha-glucosidase activity
Source: RefSeq, a predicted model, not a curated record
GCGGAGGGUUAGAGCGGAUCCAAGAUGGCGGUGGUGUGGAGGCUCCUGGAGCUUGCUCUUGUGUUCUCGGUCUGUCUUACUCCUGCCCUAAGUGUUGAUAGGAGCAACUUCAAGACAUGUGAGCAGAGCUCAUUUUGCAGACGUCAGCGCAAGCUUGAGCCAGGAUCCUCUCAGUAUCGGGCUUUGCUUGGAAGUGCAAAAUUGACUGCUGACAAGCUUGAGAUUCAGCUCAUCAAUGACAAAACCAAGGUCUCUCUUUUGCUGGAGGUCUUUGGAUUACAUGGAAACAUGACACGCAUUAAGAUUAAUGAGCUUAAGCCUCUAAAACCGAGAUAUGAGGUUCCUGAUGUGUUGGUUGGGACGCCCACUCCCGACAACCUACAGGUGACUGGGCAGGAUGACAACACUAUAGAGUUGUCCAUAGGAGGUGGAGGCCACAAGCUCCUAGUGACGGGAUCACCUUUUCGUCUGGAUAUCCUCUCGGGACAAGAUUUAGUACUGAGUGUCAAUUCUCGUGGACUCCUUUAUUUUGAACAUCUACGAGCAAGGAAGGACACUCUCUCGGCCAAAGUUAGUAACGCUGUCGGUAACAUGUGGCAUAAGGUGAAGAAUCUUUUCUCUAGUGACUCAGAAAAGACUGACGAUCCCUCAGAAACUGAUAGUGAGAUUCCUGGAGAGGAGGAAGCUGCGAAAGAGGAGGAAGACAAGAAGGAAGAAGAGGAUGAGCCUGGAAUGUGGGACGAAACCUUUAAAACUCAUACAGACAGCAAGCCUAAUGGUCCUUCUUCGGUGGGUCUCGACUUCUCUCUACCGGGAUUUGAACAUGUAUAUGGAAUUCCAGAACAUGCAGACAAUUUACGACUACGAACAACAGAGAACACAGAUCCCUACCGCUUGUAUAACCUGGAUGUCUUUCAGUAUGAACUGUAUAACACAAUGGCUUUAUAUGGAGCUGUACCACUGCUGCUAGCUCACAACAUUCACCGCACGUUGGGUAUCUUCUGGCUAAAUGCUGCUGAAACCUGGGUAGAUAUUACCUCUAACACAGCCGGAAAGACUCUCUUUGGGAAGAUGCUUCAGUAUAUGCAGGGAGGUGGGGAGACCCCUCAAACAGAUGUGCACUGGAUGUCUGAGAGUGGCAUUGUUGAUGUAUUCCUUCUACUGGGACCUUCUCCAAGUGACGUGUUUAAGCAGUAUGCCAGUCUCACAGGGACCCAGGCUUUGCCACCAUAUUUUUCACUUGGGUACCACCAGUGCAGAUGGAACUACAAUGAUGAGGACGAUGUGCGCAAUGUAGACGCUGGCUUUGAUGAGUAUGAUUUGCCCUAUGAUUUUAUCUGGUUGGAUAUUGAGCAUGCUGAUGGAAAGAGAUACUUCACAUGGGACCCUAAUAAGUUCCCUACACCCAAAAAUAUGCUGACUGGCUUGAAAGAAAAGAGAAGGAAAAUGGUAACUAUUGUGGACCCUCAUAUCAAGAUUGAUAGCGCUUACCGGAUUCAUAGUGAAAUUCGAUCCCGCAACUUAUAUGUUAAAACCAAAGAUGGAAGUGACUAUGAGGGCUGGUGCUGGCCAGGGUCUGCUGCCUAUCCGGACUUCACUAAUCCAGAUAUGCGGACGUGGUGGUCCAGCAUGUUCUCAUAUGACCAGUAUGAGGGCUCUAUGGAUAAUCUGUUUGUUUGGAAUGAUAUGAAUGAGCCAUCCGUGUUUAAUGGUCCAGAAGUGACUAUGCACAAAGAUGCUGUACAUUGGGGUGGCUGGGAGCAUCGUGAUGUACAUAAUCUAUACGGGCUCUAUGUGCACCAAGCCACUGCUGAGGGUUUGAUCCAUCGCUCUGGAGGAAACGAAAGACCUUUUGUGUUAACACGGGCAUUCUUUGCAGGUUCACAACGUUAUGGUGCUGUAUGGACAGGCGACAAUGCUGCGGAGUGGGGACACUUGAAGAUCUCCAUCCCCAUGUGUCUAAGUUUGGGUCUUGCUGGUAUCUCGUUCUGUGGAGCUGAUGUUGGUGGCUUUUUUAAGAACCCAGAGCCUGAACUGCUCCUUCGCUGGUAUCAAGCUGGGGCUUAUCAGCCUUUCUUUCGUGCUCAUGCUCAUUUGGACACACCUCGCCGGGAGCCCUGGUUGCAUGGAGAGACCAAUACAAACCUUAUUCGCGAAGCUCUUCGUGAAAGAUAUGCUCUUCUUCCCUACUGGUAUACAUUGUUUUACAAUGCCCAUCGUGAUGCAGAGCCUGUCAUGAGACCUCUCUGGGUUGAGUUUCCUACCGAUGUGUCCACAUUUGUAAUGGAUGAUCAGUACAUGCUGGGCUCUGCACUCUUGGUCCACCCUGUAACAGAAGCCAACGCUCGUGAAGUUCAGAUUUAUCUGCCAGGGGUUGGAGAGGUCUGGUAUGAUGUACGUAACUAUCGGAGCUAUAAAGCGCCACAGACGUUUUUCCUACCAGUUACCAGCAGCUCCAUACCAGUCUAUCAGCGGGGUGGAUCUAUAAUUCCACGGAAGGACCGUCCCAGAAGAUCCUCGUACUGUAUGGAGUCUGAUCCGUUUACUUUAUAUGUGGCACUGGACUUGCAGGGUGAAGCGCAAGGUGAAUUAUUCUUGGAUGAUGGCCACAGCUUUAAUUACCAACAAAAUGAGUUUGUCUAUCGAAAAUUCAGUUACAGCCAUGGACAGCUGACUUCAAGCGCAUUGGAUCUUCAUGGAAAGUUUGAGACUGCUGCCUGGCUAGAGAAAGUUAUAAUCAUUGGAGCAGCAAAGCCCAACACCAUCAGCCUUCGUUUGCCAGAUGGAUCAGAAACACAGCUGGAGUUUGAAUAUGAUUCACAGACAUUUGUGAUUACUGUACGAAAACCAGGAGUGAAUAUUUCAUCAGAUUUCACAAUGUCCCUGCGAUAACAUCACUAACACGCCAAGUCUUGAGGGGGAGGGGGGAGGCAAAGACACUUUCUCCCCAGGUGUAAGGGGGUUGGUGGGUGGACAUCAUUCUUGGACCAAAUGUGAGACUAGAGACCAGAGGAUGUGUGUGUGUGUGUGUGUGUGUGUGUGUGUGUGUGUGUGACUGAUUAUGCCUGUUUUUCUGGGUAUUGCCAGCCUGCACUUAUUAUGUGUACAUAGAUUAAUCAUGCACUGUACCUGUCCCUUGUAUCUGUGUCACUUGGGACUACCUCUUAAUGCAGUCUGUUGUUGGCCCCAUUCAAUCUUGCCUGUCCACCAUACCCACCCCCAUCUGACUCCAUUUCUCUCAAUAACGUAUGUGAGAAAUGGAUUACCAAACUUCCAAGAGGUCUAAAAAACCUACAUAUGACAAACUCAGGGCUGUAGCCAUUAUGUGCGAGUAAUUUUAAGUUGAAAAAUGGAUUCAGUAGAAGAUGGCUUAAAUCUGGACAGCAACUCCAAAAGCACUUACCCUCUUUCCUUAACUUGUAUCUGACAAGACACAGCUCAAUAAUGUGAUCCCUCAAUCUAGGAGGCUUCUGUCUGCAUCCCUCCCCCUCAGCCUGGUAAUUAGUGUAAGAUUGGGGGAAAGUUAAUAUGUCACGUGGUAAAGAUUUUCUAUGAAACUUCUUUUUGGGGGUAAUGGAGCCAUAGCUCAUUUAAUUGGAAAUGUUUUGAUAAAAUAAGAAAUAAAACUAUAAAAUGA